Trichobilharzia szidati is the source of this 2105-nucleotide messenger RNA. The record is from the annotation of a GenBank genome assembly. Lineage: Eukaryota; Metazoa; Platyhelminthes; Trematoda; Strigeidida; Schistosomatidae.
GUCACGUAUUCGUCUUACUGUCACCAUGUCACCUCUACAUGAGUUCAUCCGAAGUUUCAAAAAGGUCCCACAUACCAUGAAAGAAAUGUUUGCUGCCAAUCCAAAAAGAUUUUCCGAAUUCAGUCAGGUUUUCACUCUUCCUGGUGGAACAAUUCUCCUUGACUAUUCAAAAAAUUUGAUUGAUACCAAUACUUUUAACCAGUUAAUUCAGUUGGCCAAGGAUAGUAAUGUAGAAAAAAUGCGGGAUGAUAUGAUGGAGGGGAAGAAAAUCAAUUUUACCGAGGAUAGAUCUGUUCUGCACAUUGCUUUACGAAAUCGCUCAAAUGUGCCAAUCAUGGUUGAUGGAAAAGACGUUAUGCCUGGAGUAAAUGCCGUCCUCGACCAUAUGUCCAAAUUUUGCAACUCUGUCAGAUCUGGCGAAUGGAAAGGAUAUACAGGCAAGCCGAUUAAGGAUGUUGUUAACAUUGGUAUUGGAGGCUCAGAUCUGGGGCCCGUUAUGGUUACUGAAUGUUUAAGACCUUACGCUUCACAUAUCCGAGUACACUUUGUUUCAAACAUAGAUGGAACACAUAUUGCAGAAACGUUAAAAAAAUUGGAUCCGGAGACAGCUUUGUUUAUCAUUGCCUCCAAGACUUUCACUACUAUUGAAACGAUGACUAAUGCCAAUUCUGCCAAACAGUGGUUCUUGGAACAUGCUAAAGAUGUAUCCCAUGUCGCCAAACAUUUUGUCGCCUUGUCAACUAAUACCAAAGAUGUCCGAGCGUUCGGCAUAGCACCAGAAAAUAUGUUCGAGUUUUGGGAUUGGGUUGGCGGUCGUUACUCCUUAUGGUCAGCAAUCGGUCUAUCAAUAGCACUUUACGUAGGCAUGGACAAUUUCAUUAAAUUGUUGGAAGGUGCACAUGCAAUGGAUAAACAUUUUAAAGAAACGCCGUUGCAUAAAAAUAUUCCUGUCAUUCUAGCUGUAUUAGGCGUUCUCUACAUUAAUAUAUAUGGUGCAGAGACUCAAGCAAUUCUACCCUAUGAUCAGUAUAUGUCACGUUUUCCUGCAUAUUUUCAACAAGGUGAUAUGGAGUCGAAUGGAAAAUUUGUUACACGAGAUUCUAAAGAAGUUGAUUAUGCCACUGGACCUAUUGUGUGGGGUGAACCUGGAACAAAUGGUCAGCAUGCAUUCUAUCAACUUAUUCAUCAAGGCACUCGAAUUAUCCCUUGUGACUUUUUGAUACCAAUUCAUACGCAUAAUCCAGUACAGAAAGGAUUACAUCAUGAGAUACUGUUAUCAAACUUUUUGGCACAAACUGAAGCUUUAAUGGCUGGUAAAACUAAAGAGGAGGUGCAUAAAGAAUUAUUCGCUGCUGGUGUUACUGGUGAUAAACUUGAAUCACUUUCAGUGCAUAAAAGUUUCAAAGGAAAUCGUCCAUCGAAUUCUAUUGUAUUUAGUAAAUUAACACCUGAAUUAUUGGGUGCAUUGAUUGCUAUGUACGAGCAUAAAAUCUUUGUACAAGGAAUUAUAUGGAAUAUCAAUUCAUUUGAUCAAUGGGGUGUGGAGUUGGGUAAAGUGUUGGCCAAACGAAUUCAGCCUGAGUUAACAUCAAACGAGACAAUCAGUAGUCAUGAUUCGUCAACAAAUGGAUUGAUCGCAUUCAUAAAGAACCAUCGGAAGUGAAAUGGACUGUCCGUCGUCUGAGUACAGGUAGCAGUGGAACAAGGAAACAGUGUGAUGAUGAUGAUGUCGCUCACAAAUCAAUCAGUCUUUUCUUUCUGUCUUGAUAAUCUCUGCUGGACCAUCAUAUUUACUAACUUAUUUCUCUGAAUGCGCGUGUGUGUGUGGAAUUCUCUCAUUUAUAUUUAUACUACUACUAUUAUUAUUGUUCUCCUUCUCUCCUCCUCUCUGCUCAAAUCUCUCAAAUCGUCACACCAUGACACAUACUCACAUACACCAAUGAAUCAUAGCAUAUUUGAAACUGGCUUAAUUUCUAGUCCCUGGUUUGAUUCUUUUACUUCACUUAAUAAUAAAACAAAAAAGUAGUGAGUGAAUUAAUUAAUUAAUUAAUUAAAAAAUAUUCAAAAAAACAACUAUUUUUUAGUGAAUAUAGUUUAUUUAUUUA